Messenger RNA from Magnolia sinica, 2046 nucleotides. RefSeq names its product F-box/kelch-repeat protein At1g57790-like. NCBI's taxonomy places the organism in Eukaryota, Viridiplantae, Streptophyta, Magnoliopsida, Magnoliales, Magnoliaceae. The transcript is spliced from 2 exons. The coding region runs from base 464 to 1789 and encodes 441 amino acids. Gene Ontology annotation, molecular function: protein binding. The record is from RefSeq and is a predicted model, not a curated record.
AGCUUUGUACUUGAUGAUCGGUGUUCAAUUCUGACCAGAUGAGCAUGUGGUUUGGUACUCUAGACCUCUGGGCUGUUGUGUUGCACCAUAGAUGGACUUUCCUAAAAUUUCCUCCACAUGAUGAUCUUAUCCUUUUAAUUUGUGGCCCUUAAAUUGACAGUUAAGGAGAAAUGCAACAAUUUGUCCACAUCCAACUUUAAAAAAUCAAGACAAGCUGCUUGAUCAUCCUAUAUGAGAGGUUUUUGGGGCAUGAUGUAUCCAUAGUGGAAUGCAACAUCCCAAUGGCCUGUCCUAUCAGAUCAUGUGCUUUACUUGUUAGAAGUUAAAAGCUGCAUAUACUGUGCUGCGAUUUUGGUCACAUGUCAUAUAAUUCCUCCCUUUGUUGACUUGAUUAACUCCAUGGAACUAUUUUUUUCUGAAGCUGAAACGGUCAGUGCUCAGAUUUGUUGAGAGUUUAAGCCAUAUGAAGAGAUCCAGCAAGACUGAACACAGAAAGACGAGAAGAAAGGAUGAGAAGAAAGGAGCUGAACAAGUUCAAAAAGAAAGGAUGCCAAAGGACUUGGAAGAGAUCCAACAAGAAAAUACCAACCUAGGUGAUAUGGAGGACAUCUUUGAAAUAACUCCAUCUAAAAAGACAGAAAUUGUUGAAUAUAGACCUUGGUCUGACCUUCCAAUAGAUAUUGUAGAGUUGAUCGCAUCGCAUCUCUUUCGAGCAGAUUUUAUUCAUCUGACCUCCUCCUGUAGAAGUUGGCGAUCAAUUGCUCCACCGAGACUGAUCACAAAGCGACAUCCCUCAUUGCUCACUAGCCAUAGCUUGCCAUUUCUCAGAAAUCAAUCGCCAUGGCUCAUGUAUUUUGGGAAAGACAAUGGCAUGUGUAACUUCUUGGAUCCUUUGUACAAUGAGAGAUAUUUCAUCAAUAUCCCAGAGCUCUCCGGUUCAACAAUUUGUUCCUGCAAGGAUGGUUGGGUAUUCAUGUAUAGAGGCAACCGCUCUGUGUUCCUUUUCAAUCCCUUUAUCAAAACAAGGAUUGAACUCCCGGAUUUGGAAUAUAUACAGUUCGAUUGCAUCACCUUCUCUUCCACACCGACUUCUUCAGAUUCCACAAUUUUUGCUAUUCAACAUCUUACUACUUCUGCUUCCAUAUGGAUUUGUCGUCGUGGGGACAGACAUUGGACUGAGUACUUUUUUGAUAGUAAUUUGCCAUUCUCGAUAUCCUACUCAAAUCCAGUUUUCAAGGAUGAGGUUUUCUAUGUCUUGGGACAUAAUGGGGUACUGGGGGUCUUUGAUCCAAAGCUAAUCACUUGGACUAUUCUUGCAAAGCCCAAGCCACUGAAAUUCUGCAACUGUCAAUCAAUUCCCAGAUGUAAGUGGGAAUAUUAUUUGGUAGAAUCGAGAGGGGAGCUAUUAAUGGCAGUCAUUGGUUUUUUUGGGACUCCAAUUCAUGUUUUCAGACUGGAACCUUCAGAGAUGGAAUGGGUGAAGAUUGAAACCUUGGAAGAUGGAAUGCUAUUUGUAAGUCGCUGGACUUCUCUCUCCUCGACGGCGUUGGCAAAAGGGAUGGAAAAUAGGAUCCAUUUUCCUUUAGUCAGCGGUGAAGAUUGUGUUUUCUACUCACUCAAAGAAUGCAGAUGCUAUCCUAAUAGAGAUUUUUAUGAGUGUGACGAUUGUAUCCAUAGCACCUGGAUUGAACCAAGGUGGUUUCAACCUUCAGCUGAAGAGCUUGAUUGGAGUCAAACCUUAGUAGGACAAGGGUCUAAACAGAUAAUUUUCUAUGAAAAUCAGUAUUAAUUAUUUAUCUUAUUUAAACUAUAAUUUCUUGGGAGGAAGAUGGAAAGAAAAAAUCUUUUGCUAUUAUAUAGGCUGUAACAGUCCAGGGUUCAAAUUACCACUAGUGUGUGGGGCCCAGUGAAUGGUUUGCAUAUUAUAUAGGCCAAUGUUUGUAAUGGUAGGGUCAAAAAGGUGCCUAGAGCUGCUGUUCAGGCCCUUGGUCAGCUUGGAAGGACUGAUCUUUAAUUGCGUCGAGUCAGGCAGUCUGCACAUCAAGU